Molecule: messenger RNA, 648 nt
Organism: Lathyrus sativus (Indian pea)
Lineage: Eukaryota; Viridiplantae; Streptophyta; Magnoliopsida; Fabales; Fabaceae
Source: the annotation of a GenBank genome assembly
AUGUUCAUGCUUCAAAUUCAUCAUCUUAUCACUCUUUUCCCAUUCUUAAUGUUGGUGAUCUUGCUUCUCAUUCUUCUGGAUACAAACGGAAAUGUCCAGCAACAAGAAACCAACAAUAGUCCACCAUUAUUGGAUUUGUCUUCAUAUCCUAAUGAAACUAAUGUUUGUCUCCAUCUGUCUCUAUAUUUUUGUAAUUGCAUUCAAAUGGCUAAGAAACAGAAAUUUGUUCACCAAGAAACUAAUGUUGAUGCUGCUGUCACCGAUACUGUUGGAACAAGUUCUGACUCUUCAAUGAGUGAUGAUCUACGGAAAAUCAAGAAGGUACUCACAACAAGUGAUCUGGAAAAUAAUAGCAGACUUUUGUUGAAGAAAGAAUUGGCUAGGAAAUGGGUUGUUCCUUUUUUGAAUAAAGGCAAAGUUGAGAAAGAUGGAGUCAAAGUUCCGGUUUUUGAUGUUGAUACUCAAAGCCUUCGUUCUCUUGUUUUUAAGACACAACCUUCGAAUAACAGUCAUAUUUUCAACAAUACAUGGAUGAAGGAAUUUGUAGAUAAAAGAAACUUAAAAGCUGGAGAUGAAAUUCGUUUUAAAUGGGAUCAAGACAACAAGAGAUUUGAUUUUUCAGUUCUUCAUAGGCGUGAUGACAACUGA